This is a messenger RNA of Pseudozyma hubeiensis SY62, 1359 nucleotides long. RefSeq names its product salicylate hydroxylase. The record is from RefSeq and is a predicted model, not a curated record. The transcript has a single exon. Bases 1 to 1359 code for a protein of 452 amino acids. NCBI's taxonomy places the organism in Eukaryota, Fungi, Basidiomycota, Ustilaginomycetes, Ustilaginales, Ustilaginaceae. Gene Ontology annotation, molecular function: FAD binding; monooxygenase activity.
AUGUCCGAUUCAUCCACUUUCAAGCAGCUCAACGUCGCCGUCCUGGGAGGCGGUAUCGGCGGCUUCUCCACCGCGCUUGCCCUCCGUCGCGCAGGUCACAAGUGCACCGUGUAUGAGCGACGUGGCUUCGACGUCGAGGUGGGCGCCUCCAUCUCUUGCGCUGCCAAUGGUACACAAUGGCUGCACGACUGGAAUGUCGAUGUCCCCUCUGGUCGACCGGUCAUUCUCAUGGAGUUGACCAUGCGCGACUGGGACACGGGCGAGAUCCUCAAUCAGUACCAUCUCGAUGACUACGAAAAGACAUGGGGCAACGUCUACAACAUGUUCCACCGUCAGGAUAUGCACAAAAUGCUCAUGGACACUGCUACUGCCGACCAAGGUGAAGGCACGCCCGUCGAGAUCGUCAUGGACCACAUCGCCGAGGAUGUCGACACAGAGAGUGGCACCAUCACCUUCCGCAACGGCAACAAGGUCACCGCCGACCUUAUCGUUGGCUCCGACGGUAUCCGAUCCAAGGCUCGAGUAGCCAUCGGUGUCACUCCAGACGUCAAGUCGGCUCCCCAAACUUGCUACCGUUGCAACGUCAGCAAGGACGAGGUCGAGCGACUUGGUCUCACUUGGGCUGCCGAUCCUGCCAUUCAGUUCUGGGGCGGCUAUCCCAAAGGCGACCUGAACCAAUACUACAAAAUCGUCAUGAGCCCAUGUGCAGGUGGUGACAUCGUCUCGUUCUACUGCUUCAUGCCCACCGAACUCACAAAACACCAAUCGGAGGGUUUCGUGUUUGAAGAGGUGCCACCCGAGGAAAUCUUGGCAGGCGACUAUUCACGACUCGACCCACUCUGCGUCAAGCUCAUCCAAAACUCAGUCGAGCGCAAGCCGUGGCGACUGUACGUCCAUCAGCCUUACUCGCACUGGUACAAGAAGCAGACUUGCAUCCUCGGCGAUGCUGCUCAUCCAAUGAUGCCUCACCAGUCUCAAGGUGCUUGCCAGGCCAUCGAGGACGCGGCCGCCCUCGGUGUCAUCUUUUCCAAAGAGUACAACUUUACCACCAACGUCGAGGCAGGUCUCAAGCUCUACCAGGAUAUCCGUAAACCGCGUGCCACGCGUGUUCAACAGGCAUCCGCUGCUGCUCUCGAAAACCUCAACGAGCGAAUCGGCUUUUCCUCGCUCAGCGCGCCGGAUGCCGCCCUUGCGGCAAAGGAGAACAAGUUGACCGUCAACGAGAUGAACACCUACGACAUGAAGAAGCACAUCCGCGAGACUGUGUAUCCCGCCCAAAAGACCGCAAGCGCGUCCAACAGCGCUGUCAACCCAAAUCAUGUUUCAACAAGUUCGACAGCCAUCGCUGCCGAUGCAUAA